ACCAUUCCUUCUCGAGAGUCCCGUCAAGGAUCCCGAGGGUCAUCGAGGACUCAUAACACUCGGAGUAUGCAAAGCUUUCUUCAAGUCAUGAUGUCGCCAUGUUUGUGGUCCGUCGAGCGAGGUUAAUAAUCAAGUUAAUUGCAGGUAUAUUCUUCAUCAGUUAUCUUGCACUUCAUGUAGAAGCCAAGAGCAGGAGAAAGCCCUCUUGUUUUGGAGGGAACUUUGAUAGAGUAGCCGGUGAUUGUAGAUGCUUUGAUGGAUGGUACGGGAACAAAUGCCAGUAUGGCCGUCAAAGGCUGACAGCAUUAGAUGGCAUCAUUACUGAUGUACCCAGACAGCAUGGCUCAUCAUCAAAGUGCCUUUGGCUUAUACAAGCAAAAACGGCAAAUUCUACUAUCCAGUUGAGUGUGGAUCAGUUUUGGUCAACUUCACCUUGGUACAGUCUGUACAUAUAUAAUGGCUCUUCAUUUCGAGCACCUUUAUUGGCUGCCUUUGGGGGCAUUGCCAAGGAAAACUGCACUGCUCAMAGUGUCACUGGUUGGAUCAGGACAAGUUCAAGUUCAGUGCUGAUUUAUUUUUUUAGAGAUUCAAAUAAUAUAAAUAGUGGAUUUAAAUUAAGAUAUAGUAUAAAUAAUUGUUCAUGGUCGUGUGGUUCCCAUGGUUUUUGCUAUAAUGGUAGGAAGUGUUCAUGUGAUCCAGGGUGGACUGGACAACACUGUAGUACUAAAGUAUGUCCUUACACUUGUGUACAUGGAACCUGUAACACAUCUACAUGGCAGUGUGAUUGCCAAAUUGGCUAUUCUGGUCAGUCGUGUAAUAUCAGCAGUCAAUAUGGUGCAUGGACCAGUCAUGUGGCAAUAAACCAAGAUAUAGCCCAGAGUCGAGGGGCAUCUGGUGCUGGCAUCAUAGGCAACUGGCUUUGGAUAUAUGGUGGUUUUACAAUUGCUGAUAGACCAUUAAAUAGAAUCAUUAGGUAUAGUUUUUCAAGAAAUAUAUGGCAAUUAGUUAGUGUUUCUAAUUCAAGUAUAGCUGACAGACCAAGCGUUAAAUAUGGUCUUUCUCUUGUUGUUUAUAAAAAAUCAUUGUUUAUUUUUGGAGGAAUAACAAAUAAGGAUACCACUUCCAAUAGUCUGUGGAGGUUUAAUACCUCCACAAGAGUAUGGACGAGAUUAAAAGGGACUGGUAACCCAAAUGCAGUAGCAGGACAUACUGCAACAAUUGUAAAUAAUAAAAUGAUAGUUAUUUUUGGUUAUGGACCACUUGGAUUUUCAAAUAGAGUACAAGUCUAUGAUUUAGCUACCAGUAGGUGGGAGAUUCUSACUGCAUCAAAACAAGGCACCUAUGGGCACACUAGYAAUUAUGAUCCAGUCACUCAAUUAAUUUAUGUACAUGGUGGAAGGACCAAAACAGGAUAUUCUGAUUCUUUAUAUUCAUAUAAUCUGCAAUCCAAUCACUGGACAUAUCUAUCAGGUAGCAAAUCAGCCCGUUUCCUUCAUUCUUCUGCCGUAAUUGGUAAUAUGAUUCUAGUGUUUGGAGGGAUURCAUUUACUGAUGACAAAGAKUCCAAAUGUCCCAACACAGUUUUUAUGGUCUAUGAUAUUUUAUGUAACAAAUGGAGAACAAUUCCUCAAAGUCUACAGCCACAGACUGCAGGAUUUGGACAUUCAGCAGUGGUGUACAAUAGUAAGUUAUGGAUAUUUGGUGGUGUCAAUGGUGUAAUGAAGAAUAAYGUGAUGAGCUAUUCUCUAGGWGACUGUUCUCUUUGGAAGGACAGACCAUCAUGCAACUCUGCUUACAUCUUAUCUGGCUGUUUGUGGGACCGAUCUCUGAAAGCAUGCAUCAACCCUGAAAAYGGCUAYAGAAGGCUGAAUACUCUUGACAAGCCAUCCUGUCAAGAAGAGUGUAGUAGGAUAUCAUCCUGUGGCUCAUGUAAUAUUCCUGGCAUAGACUGUAAAUGGUGUGAUGGUACAUGUAAAGAAAGCUCUGAAUCAUGCAAGGAAUUGGCAGUUAAGCAGUGCAAGUUCACCAUACUGUGCAAAGGUACCAAAUGUCCAUCCCAGAUGCCACCAUGUGGACCAUACCAAGAUUGUAAUCAGAAUUGUGAUCAGUGUAUUAAACUGCUUGGUAAUAAACAAGGCAGCGCAGACCUUCAUAUGUGGUGUGAGACACAGAAGAGGUGCAUUAAGGCAGACAGUUAUACUGCAGUGUUUCCUAACGGACAGUGUAAUGACUGGAUAACUGCUGAUUGUAAAGCUGUUAAGUGUUCAAUACACCAGUCAUGUGAUUCGUGCCUUACCAUACCAGGAUGUGGCUGGUGUGACGAUAACUCUGGUACAGGGAGUGGAUUUUGUACUGAGGGGGGAGGUGAUGGUCAUUAUACCUCAAGUUAUUUAUCCACCAAUGUCCUAAAGUGCCCUAAAUGGUACUACACCCAAUGCCCAGCCUGUCAGUGUAAUGGACAUAGUAUCUGUGACAAAGGAACUUCUUGCUUGAACUGCAAACAUCAUACUGCAGGGAAGAGAUGUGAAGUAUGUGUAUCUGGGUACUUUGGUGAUCCAAGAAAUGGUGGUACAUGUCAAGAAUGCCAGUGUAAUGGACAUGCUAAACACUGUCAUCAUAAGACUAGCAGAUGUGAAUGUCUUGUAGAAGGGGUCAUUGGUCAUCGAUGUGAAAGAUGUGAUAAAGAAAGAAAAUAUGAAGGCAAUGCUACUAAUGGAAAAUUAUGUUAUUAUCGACUGAAGUCAAUGGACAGAAUUAUUUUCAAUGUGUCUGGCAAAACCAGCCUGAACAUCAAAUUUGCUCCUUUGAGUAAAGAACAAGACAUUCAAUUUGAAAUUAAAAUAUUGACUGGUCCGAAAGCUUUAAUGAACAUGUCAUACACUCAAGAUUACCCAUUCAAAUCAAAGAGAAUUCCAAUUUUCACCAAAAAAGAGUUAGGCGAGGUCAACGAGAAGUUUUCCCAUAAAGAUUUUUUAUUUCGUGAAAGAGAAGUUGUUUUCCAUGCCAAUAUUUACAAAAUGGACAGAGAUGCCUCAUUCAUAAUUGAAGCAUUGUUUAAGCAACAGUCCACUUUAAAUAUUAACCUUCUUGAGUUCUUUCUCACAUUCUUCGGGUGUUUUUUAUCCUUGCUGUUUGUGGCAAGUAUUGGCUGGAAGAUUCGCAGCAGAUAUCAUUCAUAUCUGGUAACAAGGCAACGAAGAGCUGAGAGAGACAGAAUGGCAAAUCGUCCCUUUGCAACUAUACACCUCUUACUACCAAGUGAUUUAGUUGUUUUAAGCAAGUCAUCUCCAAAUCCUGUUGCAAUGGAGCCUCUUGCAAAGAACAAAGUUGCAGUUGCAUCUGUGAUGGUACUCCUUCCUGCUGGCGAAGAAGGUGUCACCCCUGUUGGACAAUGUGGAGUUUGUUUUGGUAGCAUGUUGAUGGCCCAUGGAAACCACCAGCACACUUGUAUUAGGUCAAGAAUUGGACAUAAAAAAACUAAAAAACGAGCUACCAUGACAACAUAUCAUCUAUGAUUGAAGUUACUAUGGAAACCUUCAUUGUUAUUAUCAUUGGGUUAAAGAAACCAUGAUUCAUGUUGUUGUCCAUGGCAAGUAUUCUUUGGGACCUUGAAGUCACCAUGGUAUCUCAACAUCAAGAAUGGAAUAACCAAAAAUAUCUGCUAUGAUCAUAUUACCCAAUAUGGAAUUGUGCAUUAUCACUUGACAUCAAAAGUACAUGUAGUUUUGAUUGCAACCAAAAGACUCAGAACUGUUGUAAAAAGUUAUGUAUUAAUGAACUCAAGGAAAAGUAAUACUGAACAGUUGUUAUAGCAACAAAACCAUUCAUUAGAGUUAGUAGAUUACAGGAUCCAUGGCAGCAUUCUACGGUAACUAUGGCAAUGUGUUUACAGUAACUAUGGCAACAUAGUGCAAUUCCUAGGAUUUACUUUUAUUGGACCAAGGCAAUGUACUGCAGCAGUAACUAUCAGCAGAAGAGAGGAGUCUAUUAAUGAUUACCAAUCAUAAGAAAAAAAACAGAAAUAUGAACCUUUUUUUGUUAUUUCUAAGUAUUUGAUGGAUAAAGUUGAUAUGUGAUAAAACUAUUUUCCUAGUUAUGUCAAAUGAAUGACUUUUGUGGACAUCUUGCAUCUACUGCACCAUUGAAUUUUAGCAGUCCUUGGAAUUCUCUUAAUUGGACAGCAUGGAGUCCUAUUACAUAUGAUUAUGGACAUACUAGUUUUCAAAAUCAGAAUAGACCUUUUAUGGGUAUUAAUUUUUGCAAUUUUAACAAAUAAUUGCAAAUGUAUGGGCAUUUUUGCGUAAAGUUUUUUGUGAGUGUUUAAUUUUACAAUUUUUUAAAAAUUGCUGAAUUAAAGACUUUCAAAAAUUUGUGCAAAAACAAGGUAAAGUGGUGUUUUCUUGAGCUUCUUAAUCCUUCAUAUAGGUAGGUUUCAACUGUACAUCAUGUUGAUAAAAAACAGGAGUUAGCGUCAUUUAUACCUGUGAAACGCUAAAAAAGUUACUAAGUAUGUAAUAUUUUUAUUCAGCAAAAGGAAAACAAUAUGUUAUUAAGAUCUUUUACUUACUAUUCACAACUUUCAAAAAUGGCACGGUCACUAACCAGGGCACAUGGGAUGAAGGCCAGCGUCCAUAUAUUCAGCUUCCAUGGUGUCUUGCAAGAGUGGUUUGUUAUAUAUAACAAACCAAUACAACUUUCAAACUUUUGGACACCACCGCACAUGUGAUCUUCGUAGUGAUUUCUAGAUGUAAGGCCUUUGAGGUCUCGUUUUCAUGAUUCGUCACUAGUUCCCCAAUAUUGGCGGUCAUGAACUACUGUCAUUUUUGAAAGUUGUGUAUGAGCUAACUCUUUCCUGAAAUGACUCUAUUUUACAGAAUUCAUACUAUAGAUAUUAUUUGGUGAAGCAAGUAGCACCUAACAUUAUAACAGUGAAGAUAAUGCAACUAACAAAAACAAUAAUGCUUUAUAAAAAUUACAUUAUUUAUUAUUUUCAA
This is a messenger RNA of Exaiptasia diaphana, 4994 nucleotides long. RefSeq names its product attractin-like protein 1. NCBI's taxonomy places the organism in Eukaryota, Metazoa, Cnidaria, Anthozoa, Actiniaria, Aiptasiidae. Bases 99 to 3515 code for a protein of 1138 amino acids. Gene Ontology annotation, molecular function: protein binding. The transcript is spliced from 29 exons. Gene Ontology annotation, cellular component: Golgi apparatus. The record is from RefSeq and is a predicted model, not a curated record.